AUGUCUGCGCCUACUGCUGCUCAAGCUGAACUCAUCAGCAAAGAGACGCCACCAGCUACACCUGUAGAAGCUCUUCCAACUCCAACCGAGCUGAGCAGUUUAACUGGGCCUGUUGAUGAUACCUCAAAGAAGACGCUGGAAGAUGCUACAUCUGCCAACGGAGUACAGACAGACGCCGGGGCUGGUAAACCUGCGGAGGAGAAUAAUAUCUCCGCAGAAACCGGCGCAUCUGAGAUAUCACAGUCAGAGGAGCAUGAUGUCCCACAGCCCUCAAUUGAGGAGAUCGCGCCUGGUCAAGAGCCUAGUGAGGAUGUGAAACAGGCAGACGCCUCAGUCGAUGGUGAAAAGGUUGAGAAGAAAGACACCGCAGAGAAGGAAGGAGAAACUGGAGUAGCUCCUACACCAGCUUUUGGAAGUGGAUUUGGCUUUGAUCAAUCUGCGUCUGGUGGAUUUCCUGGGAUGGGGUUUUCUGGCGACUUCAAUCAAAUGCAAAUGAUGAUGGCAAUGCAGAAUGGCAUGGCUCCAGGAGGUUUCGGGAAUUUCCCUAUGAUGGGAAUGCCAGGUAUGAAUAUGGAUCCGAUGACAAUGCAAAAUAUGAUGAUGAAUGGUGGCUUUGGGGGAGCAGGCAUGGGCAUGAACGGCAUGAACAUGGGUAUGGGUAUGGGGAACUUCGAUGGUGGUAUAGGUGCUGGUUUCAAUAAUGGGUGGAAUUCCCAACAAUCAUGGAAUGUCGGACCAGAUAAUUUCAAUCAUCCAAAUGCUGCUGGCAUGGGCCCUGGUGAUUAUGGAGCAAAUAAUUCUGGUUUUCCACAAAAUGCUGCAGGAUUUAACCAAGGUAAUUUUGGACGCGCAAAUCAGUACAAUGACUAUCAAAACAGCUAUUCACAAGGCUACCAAGGCCGUGGACGAGGUAGAGGCAGAGGUGGCUGGCACCAGAAUCGUGGUGGACAUGGACAUGGCUUUAAUGACCACUCACAACAUUUGCAACAGCAAGUUGGCCAAGGUCAGCAAUCAUCUGAAUCAUAUAAUGAAAAUGAUCCAAUGUCUACAGGACCGAAAGGAGAGACUGAAUCUGGGUCUGGGGCGAACGUCGACGAGUUUGGCAGAGAACUACGUCAAGAUACUCCUAAGAACGAAGCAGAAAAUGGUAUUGAUGGCAUUAACAUUCAAGAUGCCGUAUCUUCUGCGACUAAGGACGGCAAAGAACAGCAAGUAAACUCAGAAGACGUCUCUCAACAUGAUACUUCAGGAACUGGGAAUGAUGAUUUUACCCCACAACCCAUACAAUCACUGGAGGCAAAUGAAUCUGCCGCUUUUGCGCCGAUGCCCAUGAUUGGAGAUGGUUUCAAUGCUAUGUCCCUUGUAGAUCCAAAUAUGCGCUACCUUAGCCACCCGCGAGGUGGAUUUUUACAAUCACGUGGUGGCCGUGGAGGGAGUUUCCAUGCCAUGCAACCUCCAUUUGUGAAGCCAGUUGACGUACCUAUCAACGCGCCCACUGGACCGAAAGCUAUGCGUGAAGGACCCAAACCAGCCCUUCCCAAUAUCAGAACUCAUGGUUUCUCCAUCGCGGGUAAAGCUAGCGCUAGUGCGCGGGGUAGUGUUAGUGGUAUUAGUGUCGCCCCAGAAUCUGCCACUCAAGAAAGAGGAAGAACUAGGUCUCCUUCGCUAGAGAAGGAAAGGGACAGGUCACAAUCAAGGUCAAAGUCAAAAGAUCAUAAGAGAGACAGGAGUAGAGAACGACGUCAUAGACGCAGGCAUAGAUCCGCUUCUCGAUCUCGUUCUGAAGAUGAGGAAGAAAGCGAGCGACGACGUGAAAAGCGAAGAGAACGUAGACGUCGUCACGAGGAGGAAGCUGAUCUCGAACGUGAUUCAAAUGAAUCUAAGGCCGAGAAAAAAGAUGAUGAUAGGAGAAGAGAUGACGAGAAUAGAUCAAGAUCAGCUUCACCACAAGAGUCAAAGAGAUCAAGUCAUCGAAGUAGUCGUCGUGACCGCGACAAAUAUCGUGAUCGAGAAAGAGAUGAUGACAAACAUAGGUCUUCGUCUCAUAAGCAUCGUUCUAGUCAUCGUUCUCAUCGAGAUGAACGUUCUAGAAGUCGAGAACGUGAACGUAGCGAACGUGACCGUGAAAGAGAACAUCGCCAUAGGCAAAGUCGACAUGCAUCUCGAGACGCGGAAGACAGAGUAAAGGGUGAUACUCCUGUUGACACCCCUACCGAGCCGAAUCUUUCUUCCAGAAAAUCGUCACUCAUAUCCAGUGGUUUGAAUGGCAUUGAAAUCAAAGGUGCAAGUUCUCGCAAUAAGUCCUCUCGGGACAUUAAUCUGCCAUUAAAUAUCCCGACCGGACCAAAAGGUGGCGAGCGAGACCGUGAACGCGAACGUGAAAAGGAUCGCUCAAGUCGUCAUAGCGAAUCUCAUCGCUCGCGCCGAGAAUCAGAGAGGAACAACACAAGUUCACGAGACCAAGAAAAGGAUCGUCCAGAGAAGAAAAAAGAAGAAGUGGACCCACAUACAUUGGAACGAGAAGCGCGCAAUAGAGAAAGAUUGCUUAAGGAAGCACAACGUAUUGCGGGUUUAACAAGCGCGCUCAGUGUGGGUAGAAAGAGAAGUCGUGAUGAGGUCGAUGAUGGUAGUGGGAGAAAGGGAAGAAAAAAGGGGAGAAGGGCUGGUGGAGAGGACAAUGACGAGGCGAGGAUUGCGAGAUUAGAGGCAGAGAGGGAGUCCUCAAGAUGGGCUUAG
Sclerotinia sclerotiorum 1980 UF-70 is the source of this 2736-nucleotide messenger RNA. RefSeq lists its product as hypothetical. Bases 1 to 2736 code for a protein of 911 amino acids. NCBI's taxonomy places the organism in Eukaryota, Fungi, Ascomycota, Leotiomycetes, Helotiales, Sclerotiniaceae. The record is from RefSeq and is a predicted model, not a curated record. The transcript is spliced from 4 exons.